AUGCCAUGUAAUAUCAAAUGGUAUAAGAGCAUUGCAAAUGUUUUUAGAAAUAUAAUUCUACUCUCUGUGAAUGAUUUAAAUAACUCUAGUAGCGAAAAAACAGAUUAUUCAAAUGAAAAAGAUGAAUGGAAAGAAGGGGGUGGUUUUGAAAGUUCCUCUAGUGAAAAGAAGUAUUCUUCAGUAGAGGAUCUUUUAACUAAGAAACAGCUGGUAAAAAUCUUUAUAAAUUUGAUACAGCUUCCAUAUGUAUAUAAGCAAUUUAGAUUUAAUAAAGAAUUAUUUAAAUAUAGUUCUAUAGAUGAGUAUAUAAAAGAAAAAUUAGAAGAAAAAACACUAAAGCAAUAUAUUGAAUUACAAGUAGAAUUGAAUAAAGUAAAAAUGAAAAUAAUAAAAUUCUUUGGAAUUAUUUAUUUCCAGAUAGAUGAAUUCAUGCGCGCGCAGCAUGAGUUCGAUGAAUUUAAAGAAAAAAACCUAGCAUUAUUUGAUAUAAGCACAUGGAGUAAGAUUGGAGUGAACAGGAAGUAUCUGCAACAUCUACUUGGUUGGCAGGCCACAAACUACUCUUUUGUUCACCAAGCGAUUUAUCUAGUUAGGUUAAUAGAGAAUAUACUGAAAAAUGACAAUAAUGAAUUUUUUAUUUCAUUAAAGAACUAUAUAGAAGGCAAUACAGCUAGACAUUUAUAUAGUAAUAAAAAAAAUAAGAAUACAAAUAGGUAUUUUAACCACAUUUACAAACUGAUUCGUUUAUCGCGUAGUGCACUUAGAGAUAAAAACAUUACAAAUUUGACUGAGAAUAACAUAGAUGCCCUUAAUAGAGCAGUAAUGUUUUUGUUAGAGCAAAUAAUGAAUAUGUUAUUGUGUAUUAAUAGCGAUAUUUGUAAAAGCAUCAAUAUAGUCUUUAAUUUCAUGAGUUAUCAUCGGGUUAACAUGGAUUUGUUAUUUUUGAACCAUUUGCUUACGGAUCAAAUUCAAUCUAUUUGGAGCGUAGCAGAAUUGGUGCAGACUUAUGUCAUAUCAAACUCAAAUUACAUAACAAACACUAAUCAAAAAACUAAAAAGGAUCAGUCUAAUAAGCUAAAUCGUGCUGGGCAUGAAGUUUCAAACACAGAAGACGAAUUUUUUCAUGAGACAUGCGAUGUUAUUAAGGACUUUAGUUUAGCUACUAAAUCGCAUGAAAGAAUGAAUCAAGACACCUUUCUGAAUACAACACCAGACACUAGAACUGCAGCAGUGACAAACACCCCUAAAGAGCUCUAUGUAAUUUCCCCAGAUGUUUACAAUAAAGCUGAUGAUAAAGGUGAAGUGCCUUUAAUAACACCACAAUAUGAGGAAACGGAUUCAAACGAAACCAUCCGCAUGUAUGCAUUUACUCUAGAAACAGAUAAGAGUGAAACAGAGCAUACAAUUAUAGAUAUUUUGAUUAAUAUAUUAAUAUUGUUUGUAGCUGUGAGUGUAUUCUGGUUAUUAUAUACAAAAAUACUAAGAAGGUAUUUAUAA
Messenger RNA from Nematocida parisii ERTm1, 1497 nucleotides. RefSeq lists its product as uncharacterized. The transcript has a single exon. The coding region runs from base 1 to 1497 and encodes 498 amino acids. Lineage: Eukaryota; Fungi; Microsporidia. The record is from RefSeq and is a predicted model, not a curated record.